Molecule: messenger RNA, 6744 nt
Organism: Sphaerodactylus townsendi
Lineage: Eukaryota; Metazoa; Chordata; Lepidosauria; Squamata; Sphaerodactylidae
Gene: SMIM45
Product: small integral membrane protein 45
Exons: 3
Coding region: 350-556 (68 amino acids)
Source: RefSeq, a predicted model, not a curated record
GGGGGGGGGGGGCGGUCCUCGGCGGCAGCUGCGGCACUUAUCCUGAUUGUGCUCCUCUGGUGACUGCCUACAGGAGACCGCUUGCAUGCAGAGUGAACAGGGAUGCUUUGCUAUAUUUCUUCUCCGCUCUCAUUGACCAUUUCGAUGCCCUCGGGGUGCCUGCCAAAUAUUCAGCAGACAGUAGCGUCACAAGAGCAGAAAGACACUGAAGUCUCAAAAUCCGUUCUGGGCCACAACUGACCGUCCAUCAGCAGCAGUUCUCAUGAAGCACACGUGUGGAUCAAGGAAAAUAUAGUGACUUGAAAAAGACACAGUCCAAGAGGCACAAAGAUUAAUCAUUAAAGCAAACAUGCCUCAUUUCUUGGACUGGUUUGUGCCAGUGUAUUUGAUGAUCUCCAUUCUCAUCUUGGUGGGCUUUGGAGCUUGCAUAUACUACUUUGAGCCAGGACUGCAAGAAGCACACAAGUGGCGAACCCAAAGACCAAUAAUGGAUCGAGACCUUCGGAAAACUCUGAUGAUACGAGACAACCUUGCAUUUGGGGUGCCUGAAGUCUAGCGGUCUGCUCACGUGGACCUGUGAAAGCACCUAAAGGCAAAGUCAGUUUUCUGGCUGAAAUAACAAAGUACUCUAUAACUUGCACAGGUCAGUUUCUGGCUGCAAGUAACAUCAGUCCAUAAUUUCAUCAUUGCCAACCAGAGUGUCUGCUCAUGAAACUUUUCCUGUUGUCCCCUCUAUUUCUAACAGCAAAGCUUGUGAGAUGCUGUCAGCUCAGAGCUCCUGAUACUAAGACUUAGGCCUCUCUUCAUUGUUUGACAGUUGGGAUCCAUGAGAGUUCGUUAGCAUUCUAAGAAUGAUUAUACCUGUGCAUGAGCUUUAGGCCUCUGCAAAAGACUGUAGAGUAUGGAUUCUCAAUUAUAGAAUUUUUCACUGCAUGUAUGGCCUGAGUAUUUGGUCCAGUGCCUCUUGGACAAGUGACCUUUUUGAAAAGCUUACCAAUGGCACUGAGUUACUUUGUUUUUUAGAGUCUCUUUGGCAAGACAGAAAACCAAAUGGAUUGCACAGACUGAGUUCCUUUUUGUAUCCAAUACCAAGCUCACAUACACUGAAGGACAUAUUUUGUGAUCUCCAAGUGAAACAUAAUGGGAAUUCAAAUAGAUUCAGUGCUGAUAGGCAUCUGUCUAGCUCUGAACUUACUCAACAAAAUUUCAUGUUAAAAAGUCUGUGCUGAUUAAUUACCGAGAAAUAAUGUCUUUUGCUUCUCUAGGACUGGAGAAUUUGUUAGUCAGCACAGGAUUUUCUGCUCAUUUGGAUUCAGAAUCCCUCGUGAUGAGAGCAGUUGUACUUGUUCAGUCCAGUGCUGCUGCUGUCCUUUGUAUUGGGUCUAUUUGGAGUGUCCGGUCCAGUGAUGCUCUUCGAACUGUGAAAUGCCUUCAUACUUCUACCUUCCUGCAUGUCCUUGGUAAAAGCGACAGAGCUGAACAAGCUAUGAUUCUGUAGUUCCAAUGGCUGUGCUUUCUUCAGGAUUUCCACUGCAUAUCAAUAUGUAGUAGAAAUAUUCUCCAAACACACAGAGUGGUUUGCCCUCUGGUCUGCACUUCCCCUAGGGCUGACUUGUUACCAAAGUACUUUGGUACUUAGAUGCAUGGGACCUUGAAAUUUUUAGCAGUCUCUACCUUCAGAGCUAGUAGUAUACUGAUUGCACGCUAACAGUACUGGCAAAAUCUGGCACUGAUAGCAUAACGACAAUUCCCAUAGCUAGUGCCUCAUUUUUUCUGAACUUCAUUGGAGCAGAGUUGGUUUUAUACCCUUGCUUGCACAAUGUUACUUCUCACAUUCUGUGCAAGCAUUGAGCUAUUGUUAUGCAAUUGUGAAGCUCCAGUUUUUCAGACCAUCAGUUCCACAUUUUUACAUUCCAUAUUAGACACAUGAGACUCUACUUCUGGACUGUAAUCGCAAAUGUACAUUCCACAUUAAGAUAGCCCAGCCACUGCUGCCUGUACCUUAUUACUAUGUGGCUAUCUGCUUUCCGUGUUACACCAUUCCCCAAGCUGUCUUCUCCUAUCAAGACAUGCCUGCACAUUCCAUGCUCCAUUAGAAUGCAUUUACUGCCACUUUGCGGUGCAUAGCUCUCUCCAUUCCAUAGCAACCUCAUAUGCCUUUUCAUAUGUACUUCAAUACAUUCCACUGCUUCCAUUGUAUCACUGAGUUCCAUUAUCCACGACAACUGUCUAGCAUAGCAGGAACUUGGAACCAUAUUGGACAGAUACAUUGUGGCUUUUGAAGAAGUUCACAGCAAAUUGCCACUGGGAUGAAGACACAUUCCAACAGAAUCUCACCUAAAAAUGAGUGGUUAAGGUUUUUUUUUAAAUAAAAUCAGCUGCUAAAUUUGAGCAGAUUGUGGACACUGUUCCUGAGGACACUCUUAAUAUUAGUGAUGAUGUCUUUUAGCAUAGAAGGGUUAAAAGGCGUUUUGGAUAAACAGCUGGAACUCUUGUCAAGCUAUGCAGAUGUAAAGACGUAGCAGUUCUCAUCACCUGCACAAAAAUUUUGGUGGAACUUGUGUGACCUGAAAUACACAGAAUGAGUAAGAUACCUUUUCAUUUUUUGAGGCUGAAAACAACAGAAUGGCAUCCUGGUGUGGAGUCAUGUGUAUUACACUAUGAGUUAUAACUAAUGGUAUGUUUCAUUGUAGGGAUCUGAAGUGUUCAUGUUUCUAAUGCUGUGAUCCUGAGUGUGUGUGCAUUUACCUGAAAAUAGCACCAUUGAACUUUUUACUGAGCAAACAGGUUUUAAAUACUUUAUGCUUAAAGUUAGCCAAGGUAUUCAGUAGUCCCAGUUUAGAAAUCCUUACAGUUUAGAAAUCCUUUAGAAAUCCAGUCAGCUAUCUGAGGGAGCACAUUCCAGGUUACAUUAAAGGAUGGUAAAUUAGAUGUUGGAGUGUGCAUGUUGGAUUUCUUCUCAGGCAUCAAAAUGGGUGGCCUUGAGUAUUUAUAUUUAUUUACUUAUAUUUUAAAUUUAUAUCCUGUCUCUCCCGCACUGCAAUGGAGCUCAGGGUGCAUUACAACAAAUUAAAUACAUUUAAAAACACAAACAAUUGAUUAAAAUCCAAAAAAUACAAAUACUGGUGCCCUAAGUUCCCAGCAGAACUGGCUCUUGAGAAUAGCAAAAAACCCCUUUCGAAGUAGGUGAGGAAGGGGACUGAGGGAAGCAUAUAGAAGAAAGGGGUGCUAUCUGGUGACUGAUGGGUAUAAUAGAGCAGCCAACAAUCCUCAACCAUGUGCCUAGUGGAACAUCUCUGUCUUGCAGGCCCUGCAGAAGUGGGCCAGAUCCCUCAAGGCCUUGGUUUUCUCAGAGAGUUCCACCAGGAAGGAGCUACAGCUGAAAGGGAUAGUAGGCUUCUAGAGGCAAAAAUCCUCUCACGGAACAAAUCAAGCUGAUAAAAUUAAUGAUGUAGCUAUGGUUCUGAUCUGAACAACAGGUCUGUGCAUACAUUCUUGAGUACUGUAGGUUGUUGUUGUUUUUAAUUCUAUGUAGCAUCCUUUGGGAUAUACAUGGACUGUUCCGGAAGGAAAAUCUGCACACAUAGUCCUACUACUGUGGACAGAUUGCUUUGAUGGAUUGGAGCAAUUAAUUGUUUCUUGAUGGACAUGGGGCUGUGAAAAGGCAGUGCCAUGAGCUUCUAAGAUAUUGUUCUGAUCUUCAAUAUGAAUGUAGAUAAAUGUCCACCUUCCUAUAUCCAUGACCAGUGAAUUACUACUGCUAGUAAUAGCCAUAGUCUCCAAGCCAUAGGCCUUUGAAGACCUGUUGUCUGGGCCUUGAUUCUCUUUGUGAAGGCUAAGUUACCAAUGCAAAUUAAUGGACCCCAGGUUGAGCUAUCGGGUAGCAAUAAGAAUCCUUGUGUUAUAGGCCAGGUGCUCUGGGCACAGGCUACGUUAUUUCCUUAUGGCUAAUGCACUGUGUUUUUUGAAGUGGUGUUUUGUGUUUGUUUCUGUGUCUGUGUGUAUGUUGGUUGACUGAUAAAAUGUAUUUUGCACAAACCCACAUGAUCGUUGUCCUGAUCCAACUCGUUAUGCUCAGGCCUGCUUAUGUGACACAAAAAAGAUGUCUACCAUGUGUCCUUGUGGUGAGCAUGCUGCACAUGUGUGUUUUUACAAAGAGUUUCAAGUCAAGAAAAUCUCUACUGGGGAAUGAUUCAGUGACCACGUUCACUUUCCUUGGGUGCAUUGAUUUAUAUGGACAUUCUCUGUCAUUGACUAACAUCCUUAAGUUUUGGUAUUCACUAUAAAGAGAUGCUCUCCUUAACUAGCAGUUUAAAAAUCAGUGGCAGUGAGAUCAGCCAUCAAAGUUCACAUUGUAAUAAUUUCUAGGGGAACAUUCAAAAUUAGGUCCUGCUGCAAUGGCUUCCCAAUCUUUUAAUGGUUUUUCCAGUCUAGAACUGAUCUGCAUUGGCAGUCACUCAAUAAGAGCUCAAUUAAGGAAGCUUGCAUUUUUCUUUUUUUAUCAUGAGGGUAAGGAGAAUUUAAUCUCUGCACAUGCUGUCAGCAUAAACAUCACCGGCAUGAAGCCCUUUUAUAAAAUUAUGAAACAAAACAAUAAAUAAGUAAGGUGUGCCAAAACUGUUUAAGGGUGGAGAGGCAUAUAAUUAAGAUGGUCUUAUAUUUAUGUGUGACUUUGCUCAAAUAGAAUCCACCCAAAUCCCAUUCUUCAGUGGUUAGCAGGAGUUUCAUAAAAGGGAUUAAAUAUAGGGAUCAAUGCAUUCACAGGUAAGGAUUAAUGCAGGGGUGUCCAACUCUGGCACUUCAGAUGUUCAUGGACUACAAUUCCCAUCAUGGCCAAUUGGCCAUGCCAGCAGGGGCUGCUGGGAAUUGUAGUCUAUAAACAACUGAAGCACCAGAGUUGGACACCCCUGGAUUAAGGCAACCAAUGGCCUGUCCCCAUUCUCUCCAGGUGCUGAUCUCUUUUCCCUUUUGAUGCUGUUGUGUGUUCUCUGAUGUUCUUAUCUACCCCAUCCUAUGUAUCCCAGUACUUACUACAGGGGUGUCCAAUUCUGGGGAUUCAGAUGUUCAUGGACUACAAUUCCCAUCAAUUGGCCAUGUCAGCAGGGGCUGAUGGGAAUUGUAGUCCAUGAACAUCUGAAGUGCCAGAGUUGGACACCCCUGACUUACUACCUGCUGAUAAAGAAGUAAUUUUGUUUUUUGUGUGUGGUUUACAUAUAGGAUGAUUUCAUUGCAGAAUUGUGGUCAUUAUAAAAUUUGUUGUGACUUGCAUCUGAAAUCUUCAUGCGACAACUGCCACGACACUCUCAUGUGGAAAUGUUAGGCUCCAGUUGUUGCUUUUAGCGCACAGGGAACUAACAGAAAUCUCAGGCUACUUCCUUUAUGCCAUCAAGCUUCUGCAAGACAAUGUUUCUUUUACAGUUGACUUAGAAUCUAAUAUGAAACAAAUGUCAAAAUUUUUAAUCCACUCAGCAUUUAGAAGUGUAAAAUGUUGAUAUUUCAAAUGGUAAAGGUCAGAAGUAUCUUUGAGUAUCUGAUAUUCUGAAAUGUUUCAGUUAACUCAGUUUUCAAGUUGGUAGAAGUGACAUUUUACAGCUUUAAAUGGUUUUAACCAAUGAAAAUAAAUUAGAGGUUUGCACAUUUUGGAUUUCAAGUGUGUUCUAGCUCUUCCUUUUGCAUUGUCAGAGAAGGGUUUGAAACUCAGUGAUCUUAAGGAGCUUCUCACAGUGCUAAUGGUUAGGGUGGCGUUCUCAUUGACAACCAGCUCCUCUUUCCCCACUUCAUGUGUGUGAAACUGCGAGCAGGGUUUACACUCUGGAGUUGAUGGCUCUGUGGAACCCAUGAGUACCAUAGAAGGCUAUAUGUGUCUUGAGUCUUGCUCACAAUCCUUUGCACUGGGACCACAUAAUGAGUUUUUGCUCAUUCUGAAUACGUUUGUGUGAUUUUGUAGAACACAAAUCUGACUCUCUAGCAGGUCCAAAAAACCUGAAAUUAGGUCAAUCCUGCUGGAGUCCAUGAGGCUGUUAGUAAAACUUGUGUGCACAGUAGGCCUUGUCCAGAACACUGCAGCACCAUGGAGAGCUGCACAACUAGAAUUUCACUUCCUUCUCACUGAGUGAUUAUGGGGGCUUCUUGCAACGCAGAAUCUUUCACAGCUAUAGGUCAAGUUAGAAGUCAGAUUAAAGGGAGAAACAGACUGUUGGAUUUUGCUAGAAUGGGAAAUAUAUCCAUUCCAACUGCUGUUGCUAGCUUGGGGUGAAUACUAACCUCAUUUUUAAAAAUAAAAAAUACCUUCUCUUUAUCUCAAAUGGAACACCUUCUCCCUCCUCUGUCACGUCUUGAGAGGAUUCACUCAAAAAUUUGAUGGUGUCAUUUUGACAUUGAGCAACUAAGGCAUUAAGUUGGACAAAGCAUUGAAGAGUAUGUUGUAAGGGACAUAUGGACAGAGGGGUGAAUAAACUGUGACCUUAGUUUCCUGUAUAAAUGGCUGUUUACCCUUUCUGUCAUCUGUCUGACAAUCCAUUGUUGUGUGUUUAUCUCAUUUUCCCCAGGAGCUAAGGGAAAUCAAAAAAGUAACCCCAACUCCAUGUGAUGUCCCCCCGCCCCCGAUUUAUGUUGUUGGCGUACAUUUUGCACUGAUCAGAUGUAGAUGCUACUGUUCCUGAUUAAGUGAAAUUCUGUGUAAAUGCUUUCCUAUAAAUAGGUUUGAAAAAUAUUAAUAAAAACAUUAGAGCAAACCAAGUUUAA